CGUUUGCGCUUUCGGAAGAACUCAUUAUUCGCCGCAAAGGUGAUCAUUGUCGACAUCUUGACGGGUAUUUACGCGUCUGCAAUGCCCACUACGCGUGUAGAUGUACCAGAAGGCUUCAGCAAAGACUCGAUGUCUUUAGGUCACGAGCCUCGGCGCAGGAUUGAGGAGUCGCGACCGGAGAUUCUGACCCGUGCCAGGCCGUCGCCUCCGCACUUUCUCCACAUGCAUGAUUGGUCCCACCGGCGUAGCGACAAGCAUUACGGGGAUUGGCGUCGCUGUUCUUCGACAUCCAUCUCCGAGUGCAGGUGGUGGCACGAUGACGCGCUUUCGCCCAAGCUGUCCACGGCAGGAGCAUGACUGCGCCUGCCCUUCCGAUUGACAUCUGGCUGAUCGUCUUCGAAUGCAUUGACGCCGCGUACAAUGUUCUCGACGACAUCGAUGCCGACAGCCUCACGGUCCUGUGGUGCGUCGUUCGCAACGUCUCGCCGUAUCUCCGUGCCUGCGUCGACGAGUACUUUCGCCGUGGCAUCCUCCAGAACAUGCUCCUCGACCUGAGCUACAGCAACAUAAACCACCACGGUGGCCCAGCCUUCGCGCAUCUCCACAUACCUAUGCGCUUCUCCCACCUCCUACCAGACGAAAAAAGGGCUGUCUUCCGGCAGAUGGCAUACAGUGGUAAUGGCAUACAUACAGGCUCUGUUCGUGGCUGGGUACCCUUUGCCGAGCGGUACGCCGCCGAGACACGCAAGCACGAGCCACAGGUUGUGCAUAGAGGGCAGGCAAUGAGCGUCAGAGCACCGCCAGCAUGGGAGAAAGAGCAUCUGAACUUGCGCAACACGCUGGCUGGAGAUGACAAGACCAACUACAUAACGUCUCUUAGAGAGCAUACCAGCAUUGGUCGUGGCUAUCGACCGCCUCAUACUCUCAAGAUUCGGGAGGCAGUCAACGACACAGAGCUCGUGGACUUGGCAAUCAACGUUGAAGCGCGAGAAAUUUCUUUCGACUGGCGAGCCACGCUCGCUUUCUUCUUCGUUGAACAACGCUUCAUAAUGCUUGCGGAGACCCGUCCCGCUAAGCAGCCUACCUACGACCCGGAUUUGGUAGCCGCAGCCAGCAGAGCACAAGCUUCGAUGCACAUGUAUGACUACUGGAAUAGCAACACUAGGCGUGCACGGCGCAAACGCUUGCAACCUUGGGUGAAUGACAACAAACGCCGUAUGACACCAGAAGACCGUCUCAAGGCCGAAGAUAGAGUAGAGCGCACCAAGCACCAGAUAAGGCGCAAUCUACGGCCUAAUAACCUGCGCGAGCUCGUCCUCGGCGACUUCACACGCGAGCAGCAGGAGAGAGUACCUGAAACGUGCGCCGAAGACUUGCCAUAUCUGUUACAGUGGCCGUGGGUUCACGAUGAUAUGUACAUGACUCCUAGAAAGCCAAUUCAGCUUCAGUGUGGCUCGAAAGCAUGUUCGGUAAUGUAAUUUAUAGUUUUGAUACCCAUAGUAAUAGACUUGACCUUGCCUGCUCUCUCAGCAGUACUCUAACUCUUUGUGCCUC
Messenger RNA from Boeremia exigua, 1554 nucleotides. RefSeq lists its product as uncharacterized. The record is from RefSeq and is a predicted model, not a curated record. The transcript has a single exon. NCBI's taxonomy places the organism in Eukaryota, Fungi, Ascomycota, Dothideomycetes, Pleosporales, Didymellaceae. The coding region runs from base 354 to 1478 and encodes 374 amino acids.